CCUCCAAGACCCGACCUGCCCUGCGCCUGCCAGCGCCAGGUGGGCUGGGCCCGCCGAAAUAAUUCUGCCCCGCCAAUUCGGUGUUUCCUCUCCCGUCAAGGUUCGCGACACCACUACACCAUUGUCACUUCUGUCUCCAGCCCUAUACUAUACUGCCAAUCCCAGGACGAGCCUUGAAUAGCUUCGUAGCCCCCAAGGAUCCGUAAACAUGCUCGACGUCAACGAUUUCAUUGCUGAGCGCGGCGGCAACCCCGAAAAGAUCCGGGAAAGCCAGCGUAAGCGCUUUGCUCCCGUCGAGGUCGUCGACGAGGUCAUUGCUCUCUGGGACGAUCACCGCAAGACCGCCUACUCUGCCAUGCAGCUCAACGCCAAGAUCAACGAAGUCCAGAAGCAGAUUGCCCCCAAGAAGAAGGCCAAGGAGGAUGUCAGCGAUCUCUUGAAGCAAAAGGCCGACCUCGAGAAGGAGAAGAAGGAUCUCCUUGACUCCGCCGCCGAGAAGGAGAAGCUUCUCAAGGUCAAGGUCAAGACCAUCGGCAACCUCGUUCACGACUCCGUCCCCGUCUCCAACAACGAGGAUAACAACACUGUUGAGCGCACCUGGGCUCCCGAGGGUGUCACCUUCGAGAAGAAGGAUGUUCUCUCCCACCACGAGGUUCUCAGGAAAUUGGAUGGCUAUGACCCCGAGCGUGGUGUCAAAGUUGUUGGCCACCGCGGCUACUUCCUGAAGAAGUGGGGUGUUUUCCUCAACCAGGCCAUCAUCAACUACGGCCUCGAGUUCCUGUCCGAGAGAGAGUACACUCCUCUCCAGACUCCCCAGCUCAUGCUCAGGGACCAGAUGGCCAAGACCGCCCAGCUUUCCCAGUUCGACGAGGAGCUCUACAAGGUUACCGGUGACCAGGCCGACAAGUACCUGAUUGCUACCUCCGAGCAGCCGAUCAGCGCCUUCCACAGUGACGAGUGGCUUCAGGCCAAGGACCUUCCCCUGAAGUACGCUGGUUAUUCCACCUGCUUCCGCAAGGAGGCCGGUGCUCACGGCAAGGAUGUCUGGGGUAUUUUCCGUGUCCACGAGUUCACCAAGGUCGAGCAGUUCUGCAUUACCGAGCCCGAGAAGUCUUGGGAGAUGUUCGAGCACAUGAUCUCCAACUCGGAGGCUUUCUACCAGUCCCUCGGCAUCCCCUACCGUGUUGUUGCUAUCGUCUCCGGCGCUCUCAACAACGCUGCCGCCAAGAAGCUUGAUCUCGAGGCUUGGUUCCCUCACCAGGGUGAAUUUAAGGAGCUAGUCUCCUGCUCCAACUGCACCGACUACCAAUCCCGAGACCUCGAGAUCCGCUUCGGCGUCAAGAAGCAGACCGAUAUCAAGAAGACCUACGUCCACUGCCUCAACUCCACCCUUACCGCCACCACCCGCACCAUCUGCGCCAUCCUCGAGAACUUCCAGACUCCCGAGGGUGUCAAGGUUCCUGAGCCUCUGCGCAAGUACCUCCCUGGUGCUCCCGAGUUCAUUCCUUUUGCCCCCGAACCGGUCAAGGAGGUUAAAGAGGGCAAGAGCGGCAAGAAGGGUGAGGCUGCCCCCAAGAAGGCGGAGGCUCUUCCUGUUCGCCAAUAGGAGGAUAUUUGUGGUAAUUAGGUUGAAUUAGGUUUAGGUUGUCCGUGUGAUCUCGAUUGAAUCAUUUGAUACCAGUUCAAUGCGGUUGUUGGUGUCAUGUUUAUGAAGGUGUGAAGAUGUUGGUAGUCAUGUUGAUGAGAGGGGUUUGUGCAUAUGUGGCAGUGUGAAGUACGUUGAAAGUGAUGUCGUUCGAGAACUCAUAUUGGGAAGUAGGCGUAAUGAUUCACAAAAUAUUUUCUAGUGGCUCGGUC
Neurospora hispaniola is the source of this 1857-nucleotide messenger RNA. RefSeq lists its product as uncharacterized. Lineage: Eukaryota; Fungi; Ascomycota; Sordariomycetes; Sordariales; Sordariaceae. The record is from RefSeq and is a predicted model, not a curated record. The transcript is spliced from 11 exons. Gene Ontology annotation, cellular component: cytosol. The coding region runs from base 209 to 1606 and encodes 465 amino acids. Gene Ontology annotation, molecular function: tRNA binding; ATP binding; serine-tRNA ligase activity. Gene Ontology annotation, biological process: seryl-tRNA aminoacylation.